AUGGAAGGCUUCAAGUGUAAAGAUUGUUUGACGACUUUUCAAAUUUUCUACCUGACUCUUUGCGGACUUGCUUUUGUGGGAUCUUUACCAGGGAUAGUACGGGCAUCAGAAGACGAAACAACAGACAGCCCUGGUACCACUGCAUCCAUGGAACAAACUACGCCUGCCCCAGUUGAAGUUUACUACGAUGCCUCAUUCAAAUGCGCUGGAAUCAACUUCACCGCCGACUUGCUCAACACAUCCUCGGCUGAAUUUCUGAGUUUGAAGUCGCAAUUCACGACUAUGUUACUGACUGCAUUUAACAAUUCAGCAGAUGUGUCAAGCGUUGACGUAUACGGAUUUCAACAAGGCAGCGUGAUUGUGUUAUACCGGGUCAUCUUGGCCACCCCUGCCUCGGUGAACGUCAGCGUUGCAAAUACCUCUGCCAUCCUCAACACCCUGACGACGUAUAUAUCGAACAACCCGGGCUCCGUUUCGCAAUUCGGCAUUGACACGUCAUCUAUAGCAGUAUCAGUGCCCCUCAGCGCCACAACUACCGAAACACCUACGACACCAGCAGCGACCACAACCGAAACACCGACCACCACGGAAACGCCAACCACAACUGAACCAGUACCAUCAAUGAAUUGGCUUAGAAUAGAGAAAUAG
Lineus longissimus is the source of this 648-nucleotide messenger RNA. Its product is annotated as mucin-2-like. The transcript is spliced from 7 exons. Lineage: Eukaryota; Metazoa; Nemertea; Pilidiophora; Heteronemertea; Lineidae. The coding region runs from base 1 to 648 and encodes 215 amino acids. The record is from RefSeq and is a predicted model, not a curated record.